AUGAGGAACUUCCUCGGCAAGCACAGUAAUCGGUCAUCGCAGGCGCUGAAUGAUCCGCGAACACCGUCCAAAACGCCCGCGAAUACAACGACGAACAACAAUUCGACUCCGACGAGCGGCAGUGCUGCGACACCUCAAGCGACAGGCCACCAGCGUCAAACAAGCCACCAACCCCAACCCCAAACCCAGCUUCAGCAGCAGCAGCAGCAGCAGCAGCAGCAACAACAACAACAACAGCACCAGCAUCAGCAGCUCCCGCAGGAUCAACACUAUCAAGUUCAACAGCACCAGCACCUCCUUGACGAGGCAGACUCAGCCUCCCACGGCGCCCACUUUGGCCAGUCCCAGUCCCAGUCACAGUCGCACUCGCACAAUAGUGCCGGUGCCGGUGCCGGUGCCAGUGCCAGUGCCAACAAUCCUUCUAGCAUAAACCCCCAUUCAGCCUUGUCCUCGUCCCAUAACGCCGCAUAUAGUUCGAGCGAGUCCUUUGAUUCACAGCAGCAGCAUCCUCCGCCUCCGGCCCAGUUCUUGCAAAAGCAGCAACCGCCGCUGCAUCUCCAACACCCUCAGCAGCAACCUCAAGGUUCUCUGCCGCUGCUGCCCUCCCCCUCCUCCGCUUCCGCUUCCACUGGUGCCCCUCCCCCACCUCAUCUCUACAACUCGCCCUCGGCCGCUAGCAGUACGACCGGUGCUCAUGUUAAUAACAAUCCACCUUCUUUACAGCAGCAGCAGCAGCAGAGCUCGAACCUUUCGAACCAGGCGUUUGACCCUCAUCAACCUCACAGCGAAUUUAAUGACUCUGGUUUAGGCCGGUCGCAAAGUAUCCGCUAUAACGCUCCCGCACCUUACAACGUCCAGACCUCGUCCGUUGACGAUCUGAACCGUUACGGUCAAAUUCCACCGCAGCAGCAGCAACAACAACAACAACAACAACAACAACAACAAGUGCAGGGACAAGCUCAAGUGCCAGCUCAAGCUCAAACCGCUCCUGCUGAGAAGCGCUCGACUCGAAAAUUAAUUAAGGGCAUAUUUUCUGGGUCCAACCGUGGGGCGUCUGACGGCCAGCACCACCACGGCAUAAGCAUCGGCCACAGUAACAACCAAUCCUACGAUAACACUGGCGGCCUUGCACGUCGGCCUUCCAAGCGGCACUCGACCGUAGCCAAGGCCAAGCAGCCACAGCCACAGCCGUCUGGCCAGGUCCAGAACCUUAACCAAUCCCCUUUUUUGUCUUCAGCCCAAGCCCAAGCUCAAGCACAAACCAAAGCCCAAGCCUCAAUAGUUAAAUCUGGUUACCAUUGGCGCCAACCGCCUUCGCCGCCAUUCCCACUCCCAUUGCCAGCUGAAGCUGAAGCUGAGCUCCUUCAGCAGGUCCAACUACCCGAAAGCCCACGCGCCCCUUUACCCCAGCUUUCAUCUCGCCCAGGUCUCGACGAUAUCAAUGAACACUAUAUCGCACAUCAAUCUAACCAGCCACCAACCUUACAGACUUCACGUAUUUCGCUCCACAACACUAUUCGCCAAGUUUCCGGUGAAGCAGACCAACAGCAGCAGCAGCAACCUUACGACGACGCCGCCUAUCACCAGAACCAGGCCCCGCUUCAGCAGCAACAGCAACCGCCGCCGCAACCCCACGUUCAGUUACACACAGAGGAUCAACAGCCGCAACCCGGUUACGAAACAAACGCCUACGACCAGCAACAAUCGCCUCUUAACCCAUCGCAGCAUUCACCGUCGCAGCCUCAUCAGUUCCCAAACACUCAACAGCAAACCAACUAUCACCAAGGUGGUAACCAAGGUGGGGAUUUGAGAUCAGUUCCUGCGCACCUGGUCCCCAGCGCACAGUUUCAGAACCCCGAAACAGUCUCGCAGUUCUCGCAUGAAUCGCCUAUCGCCGACUCGGACCAGCGUUCAGCCCACUUGCAGUCAGCCUCCAACUCGCCUGCUGUAAACCACUCCCUCUACGUACAGACUCAAGGCUCAACACCGAGUCUACCUCCUGCUCAACAGAUAAUCUCACAGCCACAGCAACCGGGUAUGGCACCACCUACCGGAGGACCUCCGGCCUCGCGCCGUCCGGACACCGACAAACUGCGUGGACAGGCCGAUGUCCCCGGCGGCCCACCCCCCACUUACCGUCCCGCCAAUUCUAUGAACAACAUGAACCCGCUACCUCCCGUCCCGCCUCAGGUGGCCGGCCAGCCACAAGCCUACCGAGGUGACCGCCCACCUCCGUUUGAGGGCCAGGGGGCUGAUCAGGGACGAGACAGCCCCCAGCCGGCAUCUGCAGUUCCUGCCGACUCUGGCGAGAACGACAAGUCAUUCAAGGAUCUAUUGACCAAGUAUAAGAACGUCAAGCGCCUCUAUUUUGACGGUAAGGGGCAGAUCGAGGUGCUCAACGGUCAAAUCGUGCACCUCCAGAACGCUGUUGCCAACCAGCGCAUGUCGCAGUCGCGCACUGCCCUCGACGAUAGUGAAUACUCUACGCGAUUCAACCGACUUAAUGGUGCUAUUAACAAUCUUUCUUUCAACAUUCGAAAAGACUGGCGGUGUGUGCCUCAGUGGCUUGACAAGUAUGUUAGCGCAGAAGCACUCAAGACCGGAAAGGCUGAGAUGACGGCCGUUGGACGAGCUGUCAUCUCGCGAUGGUUGAUGGAGGAGGUGUUCAACAAGUGCUUUCACCCUGGACUAGAUGCACAGCUGAGCCAGUCCCUCAAAGAGAUCGAGCUUGGUAUCCGAAACAACUCGUAUACUUUGACCAGCCAGGAAGAGUUUGACGCGUUAACGAGCAAGAUCGUGAGUUGGCGAAUGACAUCCUUAGAUGGUCUGCACCGCCAACUCAACUCACCAGCAGCAAAUGAUAACCGCGACACAUUUAUUGCAAAGACAACUUCCAAUCUGACGGCCUGCCUCUACCAGUUCCUCAACACUCCUCCCCCACCCGGCGUGGAGGGUAGCACAUCAAUGAUAGUGGAGCUUGCGGUGGGCAUUGCAGCCAAUCUUCCAUUGGAGAGUCGUGACGUUGCGAUUUCUUACCCGCUACCCGGCGAAGUGGUUCAGCCUCAUGUGAUGGAAGUCGAGAAGGCGGCGCUGCCCGAGUUGGAAGCUCAGAAGGGACAGGUUGACGGUGACAGCAAGGAUGGUGAUGAUGAAAAGAGCGGCAAAGUUAAGACUGGUACGUUGAAUAAAGUAAACCCGCCCGAGGGCGGGGAGGGUAGCGACGCUUCAAAGAGCACAAGGACGGAUGCUGACAAGGACACUGUUGUAGCGGCCCUGCCGAAGGAUUCCAACAGGGUACGAUUUGCAGGAUUUAUGGCAUUGGAAGUGCGAGGAAGACAAGUGUUGAUGAAGGCACCUAUCUGGACUCUGUGA
Messenger RNA from Fusarium sp. VM40, 3372 nucleotides. The record is from the annotation of a GenBank genome assembly. NCBI's taxonomy places the organism in Eukaryota, Fungi, Ascomycota, Sordariomycetes, Hypocreales, Nectriaceae.